UGUGUGGCUGGUGACAUCCUAAUUCAUCCUCCAAAGCCAAUGAUUGAGCUUCCAACUGCUGGACCUUGUGGGUAGGAUUGUCGCAAUGCGUUCAUUUCCCCUCUUUACAGGGCCUAUUCGGCCGCGGUUCAACGGGACAUGGCCGCCACUGCAUCCACUGAUCAUCCUACUGCCACACACACCCCCGUCCCCUGGGCCUGCUAACAAUGCAAUUCUGCUGCCUUCCGGGGCAGGCCCGUUGCAAAUUCUUCUCCCCUCCCCCAGUAUAUCAUCGCCUGUACCCCCUAAAACCCGUGGCAUUUCAGCUCAAGAAGUCUCGAGACUUGUUCACUAGCUUCAAACACCAAUCAAUCCGCUCGGGCAAUACACCACAGGCCAGUUGGUUGCCCUGACACAGGUUCAUAUACAAUAAACAAACAAGCCUAUUGUUUUUAAAGGACUAGAGCAGGAGCCAUCGACUGCCAGCAUGGGUGUUGGCGGUGUCAUCCUCCGCUUCGCGAAUCUCGCGAUUCGCAUCCUCCAGUUCCUCGAUGCCGCAGUCAUCCUCGGCAUUUUCUCAUACUUCCUCGCCGUCCUCGCCCGCCAUGAUCAGACGAUCCCUCAAUGGAUGAAGGCCGUCGAAGGCCUAUCGGGUGCAGCGACCCUCUACGGCAUUCUCGGCAUCCUUUUCACCUGCUGUCUGGGUGGAGUCACCUUCUUUGCUGCUGUGGCCGUCCUCCUCGAUGUCUGCUUCAUCGGGGCCAUGAUCGCCAUCGCCAUCAUGACUCGCAAAGGCACCCAGAGCUGCUCCGGCAACGUCGACACGCCGCUGGGCUCCGGUGCCAGCAAUACCGACGACGCCAACACUCACGUGCGUCUUGGGUAUGCGUGCGUGCUGGAGAAGGCUUCAUUUGCUGUCGCUAUUAUUGGAAUCUUCCUAUUCCUGAUCUCCAUCCUCUUCCAAGUUCUUCUCGCCCGUCACCACAAGCGCGAGAAGCGCUUCGGCCCCUCCCCCGCCAACGGGUACACAUACGGCACCGGCACGCAACGCCGGGGCUUCUUCUGGCGUCGCAACAAGAACAACCCGGAGACCGCCAGUGCGGAUGACAUGCUCCCCACUCAUCCGGCGCCCCGCGACGUUGAGCGAGGAACCUCUCCCACCGAGAAGACCAGCGGUACGGGUGGUCUGUUUACGCGCAACAAGCACACCGCGCCGGAGGCUGCAGCUCCUCCUGGCUACGGCUAUGGCAAUUCUGCUUACUCGGCUAACUACUAGACACUGCACUAUCCUUCCAUGCAUUGUGUGGUCAAUUCCGUAUACUCUAUGACGCAAGACCCGCAAAGGAGGAGGCACUAGUUGCUUCGUGGACGAAUAUGAUGAGACAACGAAUUCUUGGGAAUGCCAUUCAAACUACGUAGUAUGGCGUCUCAUGGGGAUAAAACUCCCGGUUUGCUUCACGUUUGACUUGAGUGGAUGACUGGGAAUGACAGUAUGAAACUCAUUCUUUCAUCUUACCAACCUUGACACCGUCAAGCACAAUUUUGUAUAUCAAUCUUUCUUAGGAUUACUACCUAUCUAAUUUUUCUCUUAUAUAUGUCUUAUA
Aspergillus brunneoviolaceus CBS 621.78 is the source of this 1583-nucleotide messenger RNA. RefSeq lists its product as uncharacterized. Bases 467 to 1255 code for a protein of 262 amino acids. The record is from RefSeq and is a predicted model, not a curated record. Lineage: Eukaryota; Fungi; Ascomycota; Eurotiomycetes; Eurotiales; Aspergillaceae. The transcript has 2 exons.